This is a messenger RNA of Bufo gargarizans (Asiatic toad), 2344 nucleotides long. RefSeq names its product shiftless antiviral inhibitor of ribosomal frameshifting (gene SHFL). The coding region runs from base 82 to 960 and encodes 292 amino acids. NCBI's taxonomy places the organism in Eukaryota, Metazoa, Chordata, Amphibia, Anura, Bufonidae. The record is from RefSeq and is a predicted model, not a curated record. The transcript has 8 exons. Gene Ontology annotation, biological process: viral translational frameshifting; innate immune response. Gene Ontology annotation, molecular function: sequence-specific mRNA binding; ribosome binding.
UCCUCCUCUAACGGGCGGACCCGGAACAGUCUCCCCGACCGAGAGCAGCGGCCGAGCAGCGGAGUCCGCCACACCGGGACCAUGGAGGACGGGCUGGCGGAGGAGCUGGAGCUGGAGAAGAGCAUCCGCCGCCUUCGAGAGAAAUUUCAUGGCAAGAUCCCGAUAGAGAAGGCCAUGUCUCUGAUGAAAAAAUGGGCCAACAAUCAUGACCAGGUGACCAAUUUGAUCCUUCUGUGCAGGCAUGAAACUAAUGAUGUGGACCAAGGCAACAGAAACAGGUCAACAGAAGGCAAUGCUACACCGGAGAAUAUGCGCUCCGACAGGGAAAUAAAGAACCUGGCUGAAACAUUAAAUUGUUUGCCUCUGACUGAAGAAAAUCUUAGGAUGUUUAACAAUGCCUCCGAAAACCGAAUUCCCUCUAGUGACAGACAGUUCUCGUGCAAAGACUGUGACAAGAUGUGGUGGAGACGCGUUCCUACGAGGAAGGAGGUGUCAAAAUGUCACAGCUGUCGUAGAAAAUUUGACCCUAUUCCACAUGACAAGAUGUGGGGGAUUGCGGAGUUCCACUGCCUUAACUGCAGACGCACGUUCAAGGGAUUUUCACAAAUGGGGCUUUCGUGCCCAUGUUACAUGUGCGGCAAUCCAGUCACACCUACUCGAAUACUCCCUCCACGGCGGAAUAAUGGCCCACGAACCCGAAACCCUCACAGCUGCUUCGCAGAAAAUUGUUAUAAUCGAAGAGAGCCCUACAUUCCUGGCCACGAGUGUGUCCAUCCCCGGAGCAGGGCCAGAAAUAACUGUCCCAAAGUCCUAUAUGCCAGCAUGCUGCACCUGAGCACAGGAUCCACGGUGGCUACAUGCCUCAGCCAGGGCAGCCUGACCCAGUGUGAUCUCGAUGAUCUCAUUCUGGAUGACAUACGGGAGUCUGACGAAGACGGGAGUGACAGUAACGACAGCUAGAAUCGAGAUGCAAUGUCCAAGUGCCAUCAGGAAUUUCCAUAUGCACCGUAGAGCCCUCUCCUGGGACAUAUGUCACGUUACCUGAAAGCACCUACAUUCAUAUUUUCAAAGGAAUGAAAAUUCCCAAUAUAUACCUAAUGUCGGAACUGCUCCUUUUUCAAGAAGGAAUUUUCUAAUAAUAAAGCAGGGAAGCCAGUGUGUCAUUAAAGGGGUUUCUAGUUGUGGGCAUAUCACUAGGAUUGAUGAGAAUCUGACUGCUUGCUAGAGUAAAGGGUCUUCUAUGGGGAAGAGCGGCCACUUCCUUCUUGUGACUGGUGAGGACCAAUGCAGUCAGACGCCCACCAAUCACUAAAGGAUGGCAUAUUGCCCAGAUGUGCCAUCACUUGAUAUGACCUGAAUACCCUCGUUGUAUGAUGGCCUGUGCUUGCCACUAUAAGCAGAAUACAGGCUGCCAUUAACAGCAACCCACAUUCUGCAGAUGGAUUUAAAAGGCAAGGACGAGUCAUUGUAAUUUUUCUGCACCCUAAGGACUCUUUUACAAGUUUUCCAUAAUUUUUCACGCAUCAUCUGUGUUCAGGAAAAAUCUCAGCAAGGUCUCUAUUGUGCGUUUUUCACGCAGGUUUGGCUCUAUAGAAGUGAAUGGGGCUUGCGUGAAAAACGGAUUGCAUUCCGGAUGCAGUGUAUUUUUCCCUUGUGUUUGUUAGAAGAUAUAAGUUGUUAUUCUUCAGUUUUACACAUACAAUUCGGAUACAAUCCAGAGGGAAACAAUCUACACACUGAACGCAAUCGCAGAAAAAAGUGAUUGAACUUGCGUGCGAAACCAUCAGUUUAUUCCUGAAAGGAUCCUGACACAAUCUGUAUCUUGUGUGAAAGAGACCUUAUGUUCCUUCUAUUAAAAGGAGUAGUCCAGCACAAAUAGAUAGAUAUAUAUAGCAUGCAGAUGUGUCUUUUCUCACCUUUCCUCUCGGCUCGAGAUGUCCUUUGGUGAGUGGAGUAAGUUGACCAGCUUUGGAAAAAAAAACUUUGCAAACAGAGUAUUGCAGAAGAUUUAUUUUAUAGAUGGUCUUCUCGCACCAGUCUUCUCUAGGUAUCGUGAGCCAUGAGGAAUGUUAAGGAAGGAGAUAUCUGAUAUGUAAUUGUUACUUAUGCAAUCCCCCAAUUGUGAAGGCUCAAACUAAAUUGCCUUCAAUCAGUGCCUUAUUCGUGUGGCUCAGGACUGUGCAGAUGAGUGAUCCCUUCCUUGGGGUGAACUUACCUCCAUUGCCGCUUUUCUUGUUCCUGCUUUUUGACAUUUCAGUGUCCGUUGCCAUUUCUGUUUCCAGAAAUGAAAUGUUCUACUGUUUUCCAAAUAUUUUUGUUAAUAUUAAAUAUGUUUUACAGCAAA